CAGCUGCAGACUGGCAAGUUCCCACUGUACAUGUAGAAACCUAGCUCUGCCACAGAUAAAUUCCAGUCCUCCUGGAGGGAAUCAUUGCACCCCAAGGAUUAAACAUGAUCUCUCUGGUUGGUCUUUGCUUCUGCUUUUCUCUUGUUUUGGGAAAUCAGGAAUCUGAGAGUAACCUGUAUGAGUUUACCAUAACAAAUGGCAUUGCAGAAAAAGUUGGAUCCCGGUUUCCAAGGCAAGUUCCAUAUGCAGCAAGGAGGGAAAUCAGGCCCUUGGUCACUGACUUCAUUGUGAAAUCCACCAUUUUGUCACGCUAUGCCUUCACUGCUGUGUCCUGCACCAUGGUAAAUAGGGCUGUAGAAGCAAAAGAAGUCGUAUUCCAGAUGCAGAUCCCAGCCACUGCCUUUGUCUCCAACUUCAGCAUGAUUAUUGGAGGCAGGACUUAUCACAGCGAAGUCACAUGGAGGAAAAAGACUGGAGAAAACAAUAUACAGGAAUAUGAUAAAGUUAUUGGUGACAGAGGGGAGAAUGAAAUGGAAACAUUUAAUGCAUCUGCCAUCAUCCCUGGUCGAAAUAAAGCAGUUUUUCUGCUGAAGUAUGAGGAACUGUUGCAAAGACGCCUGGGAGUGUAUGAGCAUGUAGUCAGUGUCCGCCCAAUGCAGUUAGUAGGCAACCUGUUGGUGGAAGUCAAUAUUCUGGAAACAUCGGGGAUUACAUUCCUAGAGGUUCUUCCUCUUCAAAAGAAGCAGAAGAGUAAGAAUACUGAUGGAACAGCCCUCCCACCUUCCACAGUUAUCAAUCAGACAGAGAACUUUGCCAACAUUACAUUUAAACCCAAUGUAUUCCAGCAGGCAAAGAUCAUUCAAAAUGGAAUUCUGGGUGAUUUUGUCAUUCGCUAUGAUGUAAGAAGAGAGCUCAGUGUUGGAGACAUUCAGGUAUUAAAUGGAUACUUUGUGCAUUACUUUGCACCCACAGAUCUGCCUCCACUCCCAAAGAAUGUGGUUUUUGUGAUUGAUACGAGCGCCUCUAUGGUAGGAACUAAAAUUAGACAGACUAAAGAAGCUUUAUUUACUAUUUUUCGGGACCUGAGGCCUGAAGAUCAUUUUAAUAUAAUAGGAUUUUCCAAUAAAAUCAAAGUUUGGCAGCCAAAUAAGCUUGUAAAUGUAUCUCCUAACAAUAUCCGAGAUGCGAAAAAGUUUGUUUUCGGCUUCUCACCUACAGGAGGUACAAAUAUAAAUGGUGGUAUCCAGAUGGCAUCAGGUCUCCUGAAUGAUUACCUUGCUAAUAAUGGCAAACAUGAGAAGAGCGUCUCUCUGAUAAUAUUCCUGACUGAUGGGCAACCGACUGUUGGGGAGACUGAAUCUAGCCGAAUCCUAGAGAAUACUAAAAAUUCCAUUCGAGAAAAGUUCUGUCUUUUCAGCAUUGGAAUUGGCAAUGAUGUGGAUUCCUAUCUUUUAGAAAAACUGUCUUUAGAAAAUUGUGGGAUGAUGCGUUGGAUCAGUGAAGAUGAGGAUGCUGCGCUUCAACUUAAAGGGUUUUAUGAUGAGAUUGGCACACCUCUGUUGUCUGACAUCCGCAUUAACUAUCCAGAAGACAGUGUUGAGUACAUCACACAGAACAUGUUCUAUAACUACUUUAAUGGCUCAGAAAUUGUGGUGGCUGGAAAACUUGUCAACCAAUCCAGUGAUACUCUGCAUGUGGAAAUCAAAGCAAGCAACAGCAAUAAAUAUGUUAUCCUAGAAGCUGAUCUGAAGCUUGACGGUGUUGGCCAAAAUGACAUUACAGGAUAUGAGAUUCAGGACAGUACCAUAUACAGGAACCAUAUAGAACGGCUGUGGGGUUAUCUUACAUUUAAGGAACUCCUGACAGCAUGGCAUAAAAGUGACAUUGAUGUUGAAAAAGAGGCAAUAACACAAAAGGCCAGCAAACUUGCUAUGAAGUAUAACUUUGUGACUCCAUUUACACUGCUGGAGGUCAAAGAAUAUGGCUUUCAGGCAGAUGUUCCCAAAGAUGAGUCCACCAGCCUUUAUACAGAGGGGAUUGGUCAGAAACUACUUACACUGCAAGGAAAAAAAGUAACUCAAGGAAUUCCAUCUACACUAACAAGCGAGAACAAACCACCCAUCUCCAAAACAUCAGCGGAUGGCGAUCCCCAUUUUGUUGUUGACUUCCCAUUGAGUAAGUUGACCGUGUGCUUCAACAUUGAUGGUGAACCUGGUGACAUACUGAGGCUUGUGUCAGACCACAAACACUCUGGCAUUACUGUAAAUGGAGAGUUGAUUGGAGCUCCAGCCCCACCCAAUGGUCAUAAGAAACAAAGGACCUACUUCAGCAGAAUCACCAUCAUUAUUAAUAAACCAAGGCGCACUUAUAUAGAAGUUACUCCUUCCAAGGUCAUCCUGGAUAGUAAAGAUCGUCUCAUUCUCACAUGUGACAAGAGUGCAACGGUGAAGAACGAUGACCUAAUGGUCUCCAUUGCUGCUAAAUCAAAUGUCACCAUAACCAUCCAGGGGACCAUCAGCUUUGUCAUUCUGGUACAUCGCUACAAAAAUCCAGCUUCGUAUCAAAGAAAUCACUUGGGAUUUUACAUUGCUAACAGCAAGGGUUUGUCUACUAAUUCUCAUGGACUUUUAGGUCAGUUCUUAUAUAAUGAAGUUAAAGUCACCAAUGUGACAAUAAGCUCCAAAGGCCAAGCCACAGCACAGUCUUUGAACAUUGUCAGUAUGCUGAAGGUGAGAAAUCGCUCAGUCUCUGUGGUUAGAAAGCAAAGGAAGUUGUAUAAUGGCCUUCACCAGGUCAACUGCUGGUUUGCAAAAAAUAAUGCUGAAAAACUAAUUGACGGAAUAUAUCGGGAUUAUCUGGUGUCUCAUCCUUUCGACUGUGGGAGUGAUUUAAUAACAAAUGAAAUUUAAAGCAGAGAUCAUCAUGGACAAUCUCUGCUGUAUUCUGCAAGAUCUGUGGACUAGAAGAUGUCAAAUGACUAGAAGAUGUUAUUUUCUUCAAUAUGGAUCCAUCGUAAACAGUGGGUCUAUACAUUAGUAUUUAUGGGUUACAGAAGUUCUGUGACUUGCUUGCACAAAGUUUUCCUUGAGAAAAAUAAAAAAUGGACCAAAGCAUGUGUUUGCUAUGUAGUCAACAUGAUACUCAAGCUCAUCACUGCAAAAAUAGGUGUUAAAGGCAAUUUUUUUUUCUAACUAUAUUCCUAUGAUGUAUUGUAAGUACUGUACCUGUAUAUAAUGAAAGGCUGCAUUGUUUGAGUAGUUUACAAGGUGGUUUUUUUUUUGGUAGUCACUUUAUUUUAUUUAUUAAUUUUGGAUUCAGAUAUAUUUUGUUGAAUGAUCCACAUUUUAGUCAGUCAAUGUAUAAACAACUUAUCUCCUAACAUAUAAAACAGAAUUCAACAGCAUUUAUACAAGAAUAUAUCUUACAUAGUCCCUGAGAUAUUUUUGAAAACUGGAGUAACCUGUAUACAUGGAGACCACUUUAGACCACAUCAGUUUGACCCAAUGCAAAGAUUCAGUCAGAAAAUGGACUAUUUCAACAGGGAUCAGGAUUUCUAUACAUUUCAGAGAGAUCACAGAACUGGUUUGGAAAGGUCUAGAACUGUAUUAUUAACAAUUUUUAGCCACAUGAUUUUUGGUGAGAAUAAUAUAAAUUUCGGGGGCUUGUUUUUUACAGGAAGAUUUUUGCCAUUUUGCCAUUGUUUUUAGGGGUUUAUUUCUAUGGCUGUACAGUACACAGUGCUUUGCUACACUUUUUUUUUUCUUACUUAAAUGACUUUUUGUACAUUUUAAAGUCCAUUGACUUGUUUAAGGGCUUGUUUUAUGAUAGGAUUUUUUUUUUAAAAAUUGAUAUAAUUUUAGGAUAUAUAUGACUUGAUCCCUUUUUAUUCCAUUCGAAAAUAUACAACAGCCAUUGUAUAUUUUUUUCUUCUGUAUUCACCAUGCUGGUUAAAUUAAAAAUUUUAAAAGAUUGGGCUUUUUCUCAUUUUUUUUUUUACUUUUUUUUUUUUAGUUCCCUUUAGAGCACCUGAACCAGAUCAGUUGUACUGAGGUCUAUUAGAGUAUUACCAUUGCCGACCUGUCACUACGCCCCCCCACUUGUCAUUCACUUGGCAACCACUUGGCAUUCUACGAUAGCCUUACAGGAACAUUGAUCAAGGCAUAUAAGGUGCCCAUCCCCAUGCAUUUACCUUUAUAAGAACACAAGUUAUUUACAUCUCAAUGGGUGUACAAUUUCUUUUAUAAAGCUGAUCCAAUAACCACAGUUACACAAACUUAAUCUACAGGACAAAACGCAAAACAACAGCCCAGACAAGCUAUUAAAUAAUGUUUUGUAUCUUUAGGUAUUAGAAAAUAAACAAGGUGGGUGAUCAUAAUCUAAGUGUGGGGAUUUCUUAAUGUUUGCCAGGCAUUGUAGAAAAGCAAUGGAUAUAUAUAUAUAUAUAUAUAUAUAUAUAUAUAUAUAUAUAUAUAUAUCCAUAUGCCUCUAUAUCCAGUCUCUGCCGUCUGGAAUUGUAAAUAGUAAAGCAUACUGAGCACUAAAUGAAGCAAUCUUCUCUUAUAGGUGUAUAGGUAAUUUUUGAAAGGCACUGUAACAAAUAUAAACCUGAUGUAUGCACUAUGAAUAGAUUUGUAUGUACAGAUAUUGGUGACCGUGUGGGAAGACUCUGAGCUUUAAAAAACUAUUACAUUAUAAAGAUGUUUUAUGUACAUUGUUACAGGUACAUCAGCAAUAAAUCCUUUCAAGUUGUACUUUUAUUGUGGUUGAUGUCAGAUUGAGAAGCAAAUAUUCAGGGCAUAUGUUUAUGGACCCCGUGAAUGUGCUGCAAAAUAACAUGUCUAGAAUAAAAGGUCUUACUACUUGUAUAUAAGUAUAUGUUGAUCACAUCAUUGCAAAGGCUUACUAACACGUGCAUAUUCUGUAUCAAGCUUCUAUAAGCUGAUGCACAUUUCCAUUUACACAGCCAACCUAAUGUCUACACGAUAGGUAAAUCCUCACCUGUGGUCUGCUGUGACAGGGAGGGAUUUUUCUGACCUAAAAGAACUAUCCUUUCACAAGAUACCCUGAUAACUUGAGAUGGCUUGGGAUUUCUGCGUUUAAAGCACAGUAAACCUUGUGGUUCUCCUUAAA
Hyla sarda is the source of this 5130-nucleotide messenger RNA. It is a transcript of the gene ITIH5, whose product is annotated as inter-alpha-trypsin inhibitor heavy chain 5. Lineage: Eukaryota; Metazoa; Chordata; Amphibia; Anura; Hylidae. Gene Ontology annotation, biological process: hyaluronan metabolic process. The transcript is spliced from 14 exons. The coding region runs from base 105 to 2909 and encodes 934 amino acids. The record is from RefSeq and is a predicted model, not a curated record. Gene Ontology annotation, molecular function: serine-type endopeptidase inhibitor activity.